AGAAGCUGGCAGCACAUGCGACCUGAGCACAUUCUGGGACAUAUGACUGGAUCACACUGCACAAAGGAUAUUCACAAGAAUAUCAGAAGCUCCACUUCUGCACCUGCUCCAGUCAGCUCCGCUGCUCCAGUCUUUUCUGAGCUCCAUCCCCUAAUGACCCAUCCUGAAUACAACCCCUCCAAGGAAGACAGGAUGGAGGACCAAGCGAAGCCUGUGGAACCUUCAUCUCUACGCAGGGCCUGGGCCCGCUUCCUCAAGGGGGUGUCCUACUUCUCAGGAGACAUGGAGGUGUUUGGAAAAUGGAUGGAGAAGCGUUUUUUCUUGCUGCAGCUACUGGACUGGGUUCUGCGUGGAGCAGCCCAGGUGAUGUUUGUUAACAACCCUCUGAGUGGCCUCAUUAUUUUUGCCGGCCUCAUCCUGCAAAAUUAUUGGUGGGCCCUCAAUGGUUUCGUUGGUACCCUCUUUGCAACCAUUUCUGCUCUCAUUCUGCAACAAAGCAGGGGUGCAAUAGCUGCAGGACUUUAUGGGUACAAUGGCAUCCUGGUGGGUCUCCUGAUGGCUGUGUUCUCCAAUGCAGGAGACUGGUACUGGUGGCUUCUCCUGCCUAACAUCUUCAUGUCCAUGAUGUGCCCCAUUGUGUCCAGUGCCCUGGCAUCCAUUAACAGCCGCUGGGAUCUGCCAGUGUUCACGCUACCUUUCAACAUCCUGGUGUGUCUCCACAUGGUCGCCACCGGACAUUAUAACCACCACUUCCCCCAAGUCCUCAUUCAGCCACGCUCAGAGCUCCCCAACAUCACCUGGUCUGAGAUUGAUGUAGCAAAGCUGUUCAGGUCAAUACCAGUGGGAAUAGGCCAGGUGUACGGCUGUGACAACCCUUGGACAGGAGGGACCUUCAUCAUCUCUCUCUUCAUCUCUUCACCAAUCACCUGUGCCCACGCCAUCUUGGGAUCUGCUGCGGGCAUGGUGUCAGGUCUGGCUCUGUCGGCUCCUUUUGAGGACAUUUAUUUUGGUCUCUGGGGAUACAACUGCGUGUUAGCCUGCAUUGCUAUCGGAGGGAUGUUCUAUGCGCUCACCUGGCAGGUGCACUUACUUGCAAUCACAUGUGCUUUUUUCUGUGCAUACCUCGGUUCGGCCAUUGCUAACGUCAUGUCCAGGUUUGGUCUGCCGUCGUGCACCUGGCCUUUUUGCCUCUCUGCCCUCACCUUCCUCCUCUUAACAACGGGGACCAAGAGGAUAUUCAAGCUGCCGCUGGCCAAAGUCACCUACCCUGAGAAAAACCUGGCCUUCUACUGGAGGCUUAAGAAGCAGGAGAAAGCAGAGAAGACAUUGAAAGAGAGGAAAGAGAGUGAAGAGAGAGAAGAGCAGCUGAAGGCUAUGAAUGAGGAGGUGAUACUGAAUGAGAAAGAACAACUAAAACUGGAGCUGCAAAGAAUGGAAGAGGAGAAGAAAGAAAGUGAAAAUAACAUGACAGAAGUGGGUGUGAGGAUCAAUGUAGAAGAAACCAACACGCAAAAUAAUUUCACUGAGGAUGCUCUUGCUGACUAUGUUUGAAACAAUUUUGUUGUGAAUACAGAAGUGAAAAUGUGUACUUCCACUGAAAUGGUCGUAGAAUAUAAAUCUAUGAAGAUGCAAUUAUUUUUUGACAAUUUGGUAGAUCUACUGUGUAGACCUGCUGUAAGACAACAAUAUAUUUAUAAUGUCUUCUUUUUGUAAAGCAUUGUUCAUUGCAAUUGUUCGAUAUCGCAUUUUACACGUCUUCUGUGCACUUAUUUUAGUUACAUUUUUACUUUUUUAAACAAUAAAUAUAAUCCAUCUUUGUUUAUUUGGUGUUCUCAUAAGGUUCCCUACUAAAGCCAAAUAUGCAUUGAUGAAAAAACUUGCACAAAGUAAUCUUGCAGACAGAUUAAAACCCAGCAGAUGACAUGGAGUCACUGACUUUCAGCAUUCACUCCUCCUGAACAUGUAGCCACAGCGGACAGUUUUCUGCACUGCCACUGAGUUUGCAGCAAUCACUCAUAGCGAGCAUGCAUGUAGCGAAAGCUGAGAGGAAAACUCCCCUUUAACAUGAUGAAACCUCCA
Fundulus heteroclitus (mummichog) is the source of this 2079-nucleotide messenger RNA. RefSeq names its product solute carrier family 14 member 2 (gene slc14a2). The coding region runs from base 16 to 1551 and encodes 511 amino acids. The transcript is spliced from 10 exons. Gene Ontology annotation, molecular function: urea transmembrane transporter activity. Lineage: Eukaryota; Metazoa; Chordata; Actinopteri; Cyprinodontiformes; Fundulidae. The record is from RefSeq and is a predicted model, not a curated record. Gene Ontology annotation, biological process: urea transmembrane transport. Gene Ontology annotation, cellular component: membrane.